GACAUGACGCGUACCCUGUCGCGAUCUCGAGUUGGUGACGUCAGCACCCCUUCGAGAUCAGCUCAUCUCGAUCUCGACAAAGACGUUGUCUUUGACUUUGAAGUAGGUAAUGUUGCUUUGCUCUCUUCUGUCCCUUCGGUUUCUUCUCUCUCUCCUUCUCCUCCUGCUUGGUUUGCUGCUUUCCAGGCCAAGUUUGAGCGCCAUGAGGAGCGUUUGGCCCAACUGGAGUCCCUGGUCGCCGAGAACUCUGCUCUCAAGAAGGAGCUGGCUGCCGCCCUCCCAAGCAGGCUCAUCUGCUGCCUCUCCCUUGGCUGUGCCAUGGAGGAUGAUCUGGUUGCUGCUCCCUCUUCUUCUGUCUCGCCUUCUGCUGCUGGCUCCAAGUGGGCUCAAGUUGCCAAGAGAACCCUACGCCUGCGGAGGCCUUUGGUAAGUCCAAAAGUCCGACUCUCCUCGGUUGCCAAGGCCAAACCCAAGGCUAGGAUCACGCCUAAGCAACGCAAGGCCGCUGCCCGUAUCUUUUCGUCUCUUCUUCCUGCUGCUGCUGGUACUUGUGUAGACGGACCUCUUUAUGAGUACGUCUACUUGCCCAACAAGUACCGUGACCGUCUCUCUGCCUUCCGCCGCAAGCUGCGACUGAUCGGGCUGGAUAACAGCCGUGUACUUGAUGUGCACUAUCCGGCUCGUAACGUCGUAGCCUUGUUGAUCCAUUCGGCCUAUAAGGAGGAUCUCCUGAAGGUCAUGGCCAAGUACUCGCUUCCGGUCUUGACUGACUUUGAUCCUUUCUCUGCGGCCAACGUCAAGGAUCCUGCGUUUGCGUCUUUGGAUGCUGAUGCUCUCUCUGCCAAAGCACGCGAGUUGCAGCAAGCUCGUCUUGAACAAGUACGCUGGUUGUCGAAAGAACAAGCUGGCUCCGUGGUUGGUCCUCUCUCCGCUGUGGCUGGUAUGGAUUUUACCUUGGCCGGUGAUGGUGAACCGGUCUCCUCCUCUUAAUGAGCGAGGUACCUAUGGCUCCUUUGCUUCUAUGCCCCCUUCCUCUCCUUCUCCUAUGACUUCACCAUGACAUAUGGAAUGCUAAUGGUAUUGCUCGUCAAGCCAUUAGCACUGUACCGACUACCUCUAUGACUCUCCUCAUUUUCAUCACCGAAACCUGGCUUCUUCCUCCUCUCCGCUUCCCUACCUCUUGGCAACAGUACCACACCUAUGGUCAACCUGUUGCUGACUCUUUCCGU
Molecule: messenger RNA, 1229 nt
Organism: Gilbertella persicaria
Lineage: Eukaryota; Fungi; Mucoromycota; Mucoromycetes; Mucorales; Choanephoraceae
Exons: 6
Coding region: 4-990 (328 amino acids)
Source: RefSeq, a predicted model, not a curated record